This is a messenger RNA of Clunio marinus, 204 nucleotides long. The record is from the annotation of a GenBank genome assembly. NCBI's taxonomy places the organism in Eukaryota, Metazoa, Arthropoda, Insecta, Diptera, Chironomidae.
AUGCUGUUGGAGAUGGGGAAGAUCCCUAUCUGCAUACAAAUGUUGUCAGAUGAAAAUUAUUUUAAGAUACGAAGAAACUUCCUUGAAACCAGACCGUUUCCAAACGUCCCGAGAGACGAGAAAAUGAUGGCGAUUUACGUUGAAGAUAAAUUUUUAAAGGAUGUUUGGGUUCAAUCACACAAGGAAACGAUAUCCAGCGAAUAA